Messenger RNA from Setaria italica (foxtail millet), 1229 nucleotides. RefSeq names its product protein LIFEGUARD 2. Gene Ontology annotation, cellular component: membrane. Lineage: Eukaryota; Viridiplantae; Streptophyta; Magnoliopsida; Poales; Poaceae. The transcript is spliced from 4 exons. The record is from RefSeq and is a predicted model, not a curated record. The coding region runs from base 94 to 891 and encodes 265 amino acids.
CUCCCCCGCGAAUCCGCGAUCCCCUCCCUCUCCAGUCCACUCCCCCCGGAAAACCCCACUGCGCAGCGCGAACCCUAGGCCGAUCGCCCCGCAAUGUCGAAGCCCCAGGACGCCGACCUCGAGGCGGGCGUGCCCGCGGGCGCCGCCGCUACGGCGGCGGCGGAGGCGGAGAAGGCGAAGGCCCCGGCCCCGGCCCCGGCGGCGGCGGCGGAGGCGAAGAAGGUGGCGGAGGAGGAGGACCCGCGGCUGCGGUGGGCGUUCGUGCGCAAGGUCUACGCCAUCCUCUCCCUGCAGUUCGCGGUCACAGCGGCGGUCUCCGUCGCGGCCUGCCUCGUCCGCGCCGUCCCGCGCUUCUUCACCUCCGGGCCCCCCGCCGCCGUCUGGCCCGUCUUCAUCGUGAUCCUCGUCUCGCCGCUCGUCGUGAUGUUCCCCAUGAUGAAGUACCGGGAGAAGCAUCCCAGGAACCUGGUGCUGCUCGGCGUCUUCACGCUCUGCUGCAGCCUCAGCAUCGCCGUCACCACCUCCAGCAGCGUCGGCAGAGUGGUUCUGCAGUCUGCCAUCCUCACUGCAGCUGCUGUUCUGGGGCUCACCCUCUUCACCUUCUGGGCUGUGAAGAAGGGCUACGACUUCACCUUCAUGUUCCCCUUCCUGUUCACCUGCCUCAACGUGCUGCUGGUGUACCUCAUCAUCCAGGUCUUCUUCCCGCUUGGAAGGGUCGGCAUCACCAUCUACGGGUUCCUGGCUACCAUCGUGUUCUCGGGCUUCAUCAUCUUCGACACCCACAUGCUGCUCAAGCGCCACACCUACAACGAGUACGUGGUCGCCGCCAUCUCCCUCUACCUGGACGUCAUCAACCUCUUCAUGGCCCAGAUGUCGCUCUCCUUCCAGUGAGCCAUCACCGGUCUCACCUCAACCACCCCUGACUUCGCCUCGCUCGCCUGGUACAUGGUGGAUCACGUGACAUAGCUUCACAAGUCUAGCUGCCUCAAUUUACCUCUUACCUAGUAAGCACUACAGCCUAUGGAGCUGGAGACUGCUAUGUAAUUAGCCACUCUAUGGCUGCGACGUGGUAUAUAUGACAGCCGUGCUAAUAUCCGAUAGAUAACCAUAGACAUUGAGAUAUCAUGCUCGAUCGUGCUUCUUCGGCCACCGGGUAGUUCUGAUUGUUAGGCUGCUGUUGGUUCUGAAACCUUAAUGGAGAUCGAAAUUACACUCCUGUCGCUUGUGUG